Messenger RNA from Verruconis gallopava, 1227 nucleotides. RefSeq lists its product as uncharacterized. Gene Ontology annotation, biological process: protein import into mitochondrial intermembrane space. Gene Ontology annotation, molecular function: protein-disulfide reductase activity. The record is from RefSeq and is a predicted model, not a curated record. Gene Ontology annotation, cellular component: mitochondrial intermembrane space. NCBI's taxonomy places the organism in Eukaryota, Fungi, Ascomycota, Dothideomycetes, Venturiales, Sympoventuriaceae. The transcript has 2 exons. Bases 141 to 1037 code for a protein of 298 amino acids.
AGGUAUUCGAACGCUACACCAGCAUCAUCGAUUGUCGUCUGCUUCCUGCCCUCAUUCCAUUCGGCGCAUCAAGCUUGCCAAUGUCAAGAUAACAUUCGCCAUCCCCUCUUUCUUUUGCUCGACUUUCUUUUCGUUUCGCCAUGUUCAGACCUGUUGCGCGCGCUGCCGUUCGAACGGCUUGUAAUACUACCACUACCUUUACAGCUAGACGGUUACCGGCGAGAAGAUGGGCAAGCACAGCGGCGGAUAAACCACGGAGUUGGAAAAACAGCGCCAUAAGAUGGGGUCUUGCAGGUGCGAUUGUGUAUUACUAUAACACGAGCAACGUCUUUGCGGAGGAUGUGGUGGAUCAGUACGCACAAUACCCUCCCGCUGUAACAUCAGAGACCGAAGCUCUUCCAACUCUGGAAUCAUACGCCAAGAAAUCAAAGGCCCCUCUUGAGACAAGUCAGACGACGAGCACGCCUGAGAUGGUAGAAGGCGAGGCACUUCCAACUCCAUCGGAAGGAGCAGAAGAUCUAGAGGCUGAGGCCUCUCAACAAGGCGCAUUCAAUGAAGAGACUGGAGAAAUCAACUGGGAUUGCCCUUGCCUUGGUGGGAUGGCACAUGGCCCAUGUGGCGAGGAAUUCAAAGCUGCCUUCUCCUGCUUCGUGUACAGCAAGGAAGAGCCCAAGGGUGUGGACUGCAUAGACAAAUUCAAAGGCAUGCAAGAUUGCUUCAGAGCACACCCUGACAUUUACGGUGCGGAACUGGAAGAUGACGAGGAGGAGGACGCUCCUGGUGAAGAGGAUGUCGCGCCUGCACUUGCGAGAGAUGCGUCUGCAGAGGCUUCUGGCAGCUCUGACGCAGUCACCUCUCCGAUAAGCACGGAAACUGCCCAGGAAAACGCUGAAGGCAAUGCAGACAAGGCGGCCAACAAAGCGAUCCGUCCCGAAGUAAGCGCAAAAGUCGAGCCGAUCAGCGAGAGCGCAGACCUCGUGCCAAAGGCCGCGCAUGAUGCCACAGACGCUUCAUCUGGGUCGAAGAGCGAGGCAUAGACAUCUUGUACCAUAGCUCCAUUGUCGCGCCUGUCCUAGUCAGCCGGCGCGUAGCAUUUGCAGCAUGAACAGUCUGUUCUUGUGUUUGUCGAAAUACUCUGCUCCAAAGAUGUAUUAUCAUAGUUGAAAUCAGAGAACAAGUCCAUAGAUCAGCGUCUUUUUCUAGAGCUCGGAACCGUCUAGAUUCGAA